Messenger RNA from Cheilinus undulatus (humphead wrasse), 3333 nucleotides. It is a transcript of the gene tlr9, whose product is annotated as toll-like receptor 9. Gene Ontology annotation, cellular component: plasma membrane. Gene Ontology annotation, biological process: toll-like receptor signaling pathway; defense response to virus; positive regulation of interleukin-6 production. The coding region runs from base 96 to 3275 and encodes 1059 amino acids. The record is from RefSeq and is a predicted model, not a curated record. The transcript has 3 exons. Gene Ontology annotation, molecular function: protein binding; pattern recognition receptor activity. NCBI's taxonomy places the organism in Eukaryota, Metazoa, Chordata, Actinopteri, Labriformes, Labridae.
UGUACAUCACAUUUUCAGUCUUUGUUCCGUCACCUGGAUCAAAGCUUGCUUCAUUUGACUCCCAACAAAGCUUGAAGAUACAUCCACUACUUGUAAUGGCUGUUUUGACAGAGAUCCUUAUCUUUUGUCUACUUUUACCAUCAAUGAGGACAAUCAUUACCGAUUUCUUCCCAUGUGAGACGGAUAUUCAGAAAACCACAAUAGACUGCUCUGACAGACCAAUCAAGCGUGUCCCACACUUCAAGUCUGGAACUGUCACUUCACUCAAUUUAAGCAAGACUAAGAUACGGCAAGUAGGACAGGAUGAUUUAUCAGGUGUCCCAAACCUCCAAACUCUAAAAAUAAUGGGGAAUUGUCAACCUGGUCUCUUGAGACCUCCUGGAGACCACUCAUGUGAGAUGGAGAUACACAAAAAUGCCUUCAGGAAAUUACUGAAGCUUGAAAAUUUGCAUCUGUCAGGAAACAGCCUCACCUCUAUUCCUUUUUUACCUAAAAGCCUUAAGUUCCUUGAUCUAGAGAACAAUUGCAUUUCCCAAAUUGUUGAUCCCCUGAACACGACACUUCUUGAGCAGCUCCACCUCAGCAGGAACUGCUUUUAUGCAAACCCAUGCAAUCAGUCUUUUUACAUCAGCAAGAGGGUUUUCAGAGAGCUCCCCAGACUUGAAAACCUUACCUUGGGGUAUAAUAAUCUGACAGCUAUACCUGAGGGAUUGCCACCCUCUCUAGUGCAACUGGAUUUAAGAGAGAACACUAUCACUGAGGUCGUAGAUGGAGCAUUUGCCAACUUCCCUGUCCUCAAGGAUUUGAUCUUAGAGUGGAAUUGCCAGCGUUGUGACCAUGCAGCCAGGCCCUGCUUCCCUUGCCCACAAAAUCAGUCCCUUCUCCUUCAUUCAAACUCAUUUUACGCUGAAAACAGCUCCAUCUCAUUCCUAAGCUUAAGAGGGAAUUCUCUAAAAACAUUCCCAGAGGGUGUCUUCCUACCUUUGAGGAAUUUAAAGCGAUUAGACCUCUCGGAUAACUUCCUGGCAUACGCUAUACGCAACGGCAGCUUCUUUUCAGAGCUGAGCGGCCUCACUUGGAUUAGCCUCAUCUAUAACUAUGAGCCACUGAUGACAUUUCCUGAACUGAUCCUUUCUCCACAUUUUGGCAACAUGUCCAACCUACAAACUCUUCUUCUCAGUGGUAACUUUUUCCACAAGGUUUCAGAUAAGAGCCUUAAAGUUCUGUACAAAUUAGAACAUCUAAAAAAACUAGAACUGAGAAUGAACUUCAUCAAUACUUUUAAUUUGACAGCCUUGAAGCAGUUACCAUCUCUCAUCAAAAUCGACCUCUCCCAAAACAUGCUUGACUUCCUUCCAUGUUGCUCAAGUCUGUCAUCUGAAAUCAUGGCCCAAGACAGCUGUAAAGACCAGAAAUUGCAUGCACAGAAUUAUCCCGAUCUGCAACUUGUGCUAUUUGAUCGAGAAACCACAUCUGGAGAUGACAUCUGGGAAUCAAACGAAUCAUACAGUUUUGAAAUGUUUGAGGACAGUGUUUCUGAAUUUCCAUCAAUAUGGGACUUCAGAAGCCAAGUGUGCAAAAGCAAACUUGUAUUCGAUCUCUCUCAAAAUGACAUUUUGUCUCUUAAUCAAAGGGUGUUUGAGGGCAUGGAAAAUACUGUUUGUUUGGACCUUUCUUACAAUUACAUGAGUCAAACACUGAAGCCAGGAGUGUUCAGCAGCAUGAAAAGUUUAGUCUUUCUUAAUAUGUCUUACAACAGACUUGACCUUUACUAUAAAGAUGCUUUCAGUGAGCUAAAUAACACCCUGAAGGUGUUAGACCUUAGUAACAAUGAUUAUCACUUCAAUAUGAGAGGAAUGGGCCACCGUUUAGAGUUUCUUCAGAAUCUGACCAACUUGGAGGUUUUAAGUCUGGCAAAUAACAGAAUUGGUAUGCGCAUUAAUCAAAGGCUGGUCAGCAAAUCUUUGAAGUACUUAUACUUCAACGGGAACCACCUAAAUGUAAUGUGGAAUUUUGAUAACAACAAGUACACUUAUUUCUUCCAAGAUCUGACAAACCUUGCCUAUCUGGACAUCUCUGACAACAAACUUAAGUCAAUCUCUGCCGAAGUUUUGUGUAGCCUUCCAGGAAGCAUCAUGUUUCUUAGCGUUAGUGAAAAUCUGUUAAACUAUUUCCCAUGGCGUAAAAUCUCAGCACUCCAAAAUUUAACUCACCUGAACCUGAGUCAAAACUACCUCUCAGACUUACUAUCUGAAGUUGUUCAAUUUGGAGACAAGUUUUCUCUCUUGGACCUCAGUCACAAUUGUCUCAGUUCCAUUCCUGAGGAUUUCCUAAGUGAGGCAAAAUCCUUGCGAUCUCUGUAUCUUAGCCACAAUCAGAUCAAAGAGUUAAAUCAUCAGUCUCUCCCUGCCCCCUUCCAAAAUGGUAGUGCCCUUGAGAAACUCACCCUGCAUGCAAACCCAUUCAAAUGUGACUGUGAUACAUCAUGGUUUGCAGACUUCUUGCGUACAACUCCAGUAAAGAUUCCUUAUCUAUUCACAUAUAUACACUGUGAAUUCCCAGAGACCCAACAGGGUGAAAGCAUACUCCAUAUAGAUAAUCAUUCCUGCCAGGACAUCUACGGUAGCUUAGCAUUCCUCGUCUGCUCCUUCCUGACUGCAGUGUUCACCGUUCUGCCCCUACUGAAGCAUCUCUAUGGCUGGGAUCUGUGGUAUUGCUUACAGAUACUCUGGGCAGGACAUAAGGGCUACUCCCAACUGGCCGGUGAUUCACGUAAUCACUAUGAUGCUUUUGUGGUGUUUGACACCAAGAACCAUGCUGUGAGGGAUUGGGUCUACAAUGAGUUAACUGUCAAUUUGGAGAACUCCAUUCAUAGGAGGUUUUGCCUCUGUCUGGAGGAGAGAGACUGGAUUCCUGGUCUUUCAUGCAUUGAAAAUCUACACAAUGCUGUCUACGACAGCGUGAAGACUGUGUUCGUGCUAUCUAGCGGUUCUGGUGGAACUGAGACGGUGAAUGGUGUGAUCCGGCAGGCUUUCUUCAUGGUUCAGCAGAGGCUUCUGGACGAGAAGGUGGAUGUGGCUGUGCUGGUUCUGCUGGAUGAGAUGUUUCCAAAACUGAAGUACCUUCAGCUGAGAAAAAGACUGUGCAGAAAGUCUGUGCUGUCGUGGCCAAGAAACCCAAAGGCACAGCCUCUUUUCUGGAACCAAGUGAGAAUGGCAUUAUCAUCCGAUAACCUCAGCUUCUAUGACACUAAAAUGAGCGAAAGUUUCAUAUGAAUACUUUUUAAUGACCAAUUAAGGGGCAUUGUGAUAAGGUCCUUAAUUAGUGUUGCAA